Penicillium brevicompactum is the source of this 537-nucleotide messenger RNA. Its product is annotated as DASH complex subunit SPC19. Gene Ontology annotation, biological process: attachment of spindle microtubules to kinetochore. The record is from RefSeq and is a predicted model, not a curated record. Gene Ontology annotation, cellular component: DASH complex; spindle microtubule. The coding region runs from base 1 to 537 and encodes 178 amino acids. The transcript is spliced from 2 exons. NCBI's taxonomy places the organism in Eukaryota, Fungi, Ascomycota, Eurotiomycetes, Eurotiales, Aspergillaceae.
AUGGCAGCCUCGUUGUCUUCGUCGGUUACAUCGCUGCAGUCAUCGCUGCAGCUGCUGGAUAAUUCAAUAACCACCCUCGACUCGGGCGUGAGCGACUUUCCUCGCCUUUGUAAGGUCCUUUCUACAACGCGACAUUUUGAGCUACUACCAGAGCCAACACUGCGUGAGGCACAACAAUCUCUUCUUGAUGAGAUCACCCCCAGCAUCGCCCAUCUUCUCACACUAUCAUCAAACCACGUCGAAAAGCUCGCACGCCGUGAGGAAAGCUUAAAAGCAAAAUGCGAUCUUCAAGAAGGAAGACUCUCAUCUAAUGCAGAGAGCCGCCCAUCUGCUCCUCGCAGUCAACCCCAGAGCAGCGCAUUGCGGGGUCGCAUGGCGGGGUCUAGCGCUGGCUCAUCGGGCAGCGCAGCAGCCAAAGCCGCAGAAUACAAGAGACUCGUACAGAAGAAAGAGCGACUCAAGUUUGCGGUUGACCGAUUGGAGCUACAAACCCAGCAGAAGCAACGACAGUUGAGAAAGAGUAUGGCCGCACAGUGA